UGCCCUUUAACAAAAUGUUCGUUAGGUGGAACUGCUACACUCACGCAUAGUUUCUAUCAGGAAACUUUAAUCCGCAACGGGGGUAAUGUUGUCAGGGGUGGGAAAGAAGACGGCUGAAGUCAAAUGUCACACACCUUCUGUCCAGUUUAAAUUUGCUGUCAAUUAAGACGGCUACGGCUACCUACUAUUGUCAUAUGCAAAGGACAAAAGCUACACUGUAUAGUUGAACGUUCCAAAAAGAACAUAAAACAGAGAUUACACCCCCAUAUAUUUACUGUAAUGGUUUUGACAUCCACAAUAUGGUAGUCAGUUUUAUGUUCCACACCCCCCCGUGACGCAAUUCUGGUACUAGUCCCUCCCCUGUUUCUGUGGGUGUAUUCUAUCUGUGACCCUUGCUUUUAGUCAGUAGUAACAAACAUGGCAACAGCAGGUGGUACUGGUGCUGAUGGAGGAGUUUUGGCAUACAGUGGCUCUGCGACCCUUAACGGUCCUCAAGGUGUAAAUACAUAUGACAGCAGAUGCAUCUUUUGCAGGAUUGGAAGUGGUGAAGAAAAGACUACUGAGCUCCUACAUAAUGGUGAAGAAUUUGUGUGUUUUAAAGAUAUCCGACCAGGAGCUCCCCACCAUUACCUUGUAGUACCCAAGAAGCAUAUAGGGAAUUGCAAAACCCUGAAGCAAGAACACAUCCCUCUUGUGCAGAGAAUGAUGGAAGUUGGAAGAAGGGUACUGCAGCAAAACAGAGUGACAGACCUCGAGGAUGUAAGAUUGGGCUUUCACUGGCCACCAUUCUGCUCAAUAAGCCAUUUGCAUCUUCAUGUUUUGGCCCCUGCUAGCCAACUUGGGUUCCUCUCGAGACUGAUAUAUCGAAUCAAUUCAUAUUGGUUUAUCACGGCUGACCAGCUGAUUGAAACUCUGAAGACUACAGACUCCAGCAACUAAAGGCAACAGUUUUGAUUUUCUUUUCAGCUAUUUUUUCAGUUACCAGAGCUACAGAAAUUUGCCAGUUGUUUCAGAAACAGUUGACAAAAUGGAAGAUGAAAGAGCUUAUUGUCAUUCAAGGGCAUCAAGAUAAAAUUUUCAUACUAAAAAUCAUAAAAUUCUGGUGCUGCUGUGGAAGGUGCUGGACAGUAAUGUGUACUAUAGCCACCUGUUUUUGCAGGAGUCAUUUUGUUAUUGACAGAACAGUGCUUCCCCCAUGAUGGGGCUUGCAGAUUAAUAUCAGGAGAUAUGUCCAUUCAAGAAACUAACAUACUGUAUCAUUUUUAAGCUUUGCUAUAUUUAAACUAUCUUGUUGAUGUUUUAACACCCUUAUUUGCAAGAUAGAUGUACCUUUAGUACCAUCUAACCAACCCUGUGAUGUCAUAAUGGGCUGUACCUGAAGUCAUAGGUGCUGCUACUGAGUUAAUAAUCUGUCACAUUCUCAUUUAUACUAUGAUAGUAAUAAUUACUGUUGAAGAUGAAAGUAUAUACAUUUAUCAACUGUGGUAACAGUGUCUAGAGCAUCUGUCAUAUUUAUGGUGUUUUAUGUAGUUGUGAAGUUUCCUGGUUUUAGUUGAUUUCAUUUUUGUAAAUAUUUUAGUAUUAAGACUGUUAAUGUUAUUGCCUACUGAAGAUGACUAAUGAAUAUUUUAUAAACACCAUUGCUACUC
Molecule: messenger RNA, 1649 nt
Organism: Protopterus annectens (West African lungfish)
Lineage: Eukaryota; Metazoa; Chordata; Ceratodontiformes; Protopteridae
Product: histidine triad nucleotide-binding protein 3-like
Exons: 5
Coding region: 418-939 (173 amino acids)
Molecular function (GO): catalytic activity
Source: RefSeq, a predicted model, not a curated record